UGAAACACUGUGUCCCCAUCUCCUACCUCACCCACUGAAGGAGACGAUCUGUGUGAGAUUGAUGUCACCGAUGUGUCCACACACAGUGUGACUCUGCUCAUCUGCCUCUGUGGGCUGGCAGGGAACGGGGCUGUCAUCGGCCUCCUCAGCCUGGAAAGUGGCAACUCUGGUAUCUUUGACCCGGCUCUUGCCGACUUUCUCUUCCUUCUCCUCACAGUCCCCUCUGCCCUGCUCUUCCUGGUGGAGGACGUGUCCUGCUCUCCUAUCGUGUCACUGCUGUACCUGCGUUUCCUUUUCCAGCUGUCAGUGGUCUCCUACUACUGGGGGCUGUUCCGGCUGACAGCCCACAGCUUAGAAAAGGACGUGGCCUCACUCUGCAGGCACUGCCUGCUGCCAACUUCCGAGCGCCUGAUGUGGGUGGUGUGGAGAGCCAAAUAUUGGGUCUUUUACGCUCUUUUCACAAUAAUUCCUGCAGUGACAUUCCUGUGCCCGUCACAUGAGCAGGAACACUGCCGGGCAGCUCUCAUCUCCAUGUACACCAUCAUCCUGCUCCUCUUUGUAGCACCUGUGCUCAUUUCCAGCACAAUCCUCUUCAUUAAGGCCAAGCGGGGCUCCCAGCAGCAGCAACCCAAGAGGUGUGACAUUGUUAUCGUCCUCACUGUGCUCUUCACUCUCCUUCUCAUCCUCUGCAAUUUCCUGCAGCAGCUUGGUUACAUCCUUGUGUCCUCCCAGGUUGUUUUCCUGCUCACCUGCAUCCAUAGCACCAUCAAACCUUUAAUCUACUUCUUGGCAGGGAGCUGCAGGAGACCCUGCUCUCUGGAGUCUCUCCAGCUCACCCUCAACAGUGUCUUUGAAGAGCAGAAAGAUAAAACUGCCAGUAGAAAUGAUGCCCCCAGCCUGUUGAUCCCUUCCUGUUCUGCUGAAGGACCCCAGGAGAGUGGCUGAGGGUUUCCUUGAGCCUCCUGCUGAAUAAAUAUCCGCAGGAUCACCCUCCCCGUGGUGAUGAAUUCCUGCAGGAGAAGGGAGCAGGGGCAUUGCCUUAGGUGAUUUUUGUGGGAUGCUCUGCAUUGGAGCAUGGUUUUCCUCCUCCCUCCUAGAUCCACAUGGCCCCAAGCAGUGCAGCUGGGCUCAGUGCUGUUCCCCAGCUCUAUUCCCCAUGGAGUGACCUUCAUGGCCUCAGCCCCAGGGAAUGAACUCCAUCUCCUUUGGCUCAGCAGAUGAGUUUCAUGGUGUUUUCAGGGAGCUCUU
Molecule: messenger RNA, 1248 nt
Organism: Pyrgilauda ruficollis (rufous-necked snowfinch)
Lineage: Eukaryota; Metazoa; Chordata; Aves; Passeriformes; Passeridae
Product: mas-related G-protein coupled receptor member H-like
Biological process (GO): G protein-coupled receptor signaling pathway
Cellular component (GO): membrane
Molecular function (GO): G protein-coupled receptor activity
Source: RefSeq, a predicted model, not a curated record